AUGGCCGGUGUAACGCAUCUGCAGGAAUCUGAGGGGCAUGCGAAAUAUGGUGCAACUUCUUACAAAGGCCGAAUCGGAGAGCGCCAGGGUAAGAAGGUGGCUCAUGAUGCGUGUUCAAUGUUUUUGGAGAGGCGCACCGCCCAGUCACAUCAGUCGUCAACAUCGCCCAUGUCUUCUGUCCCGGAAAGUGACUCUUGGGCCAACGCGUGCACGGGAAGUUCUCGAGCAAUGAACCUUGCCACGACUUCCUUCGAGCCUAAGCUUGUUUCUUUCCUGUAUUAUGAGGUUGGAAGAAUGACGCGUCGAAGGAUGGAGGAUGUGAAUUUCAAAAAUCUGAAGACCCCCUAUCUGCUCAAAAUCGGCCAAAAUGCGGCCAAAAAGCUGCUUAACCAUCAAUCACUGGUCAAUAUGCAACGACAUUCGGGCCCAAUCAUACAGCUAUUGAAUCCGACGGCAACUGUCGUUUGGAUGCUACGUCCUGAGGACGAUGUUAAUACGGGCUGGGGAGCCAGGAUUCAUCAGGGUGGUGGUGGUGGUGGUGGUGGUGAAGAAGACGGGAGAGAGAGGAGGAGGAGGAGGAGGAGGAGGAGGAGGAAGUGGAUCGUGGUGAAGGGGGCGGACAACCACGGCAGGAUGACACAGGACGACACCCGCCCCCAAGGACGAGAAAGCGACGCCAGCCCUCUCCACCAGUGGAGGAGAACCUCCGACGACUCAGAUAGAGUUUCUCAAGCUUGCUCGACACUGCGAGGCUACGUCGUCAAGAAGUUCUAUAAUGUUGUCACGAACUUCUUUCACUUCCAGGAGCGCUCGGAAUACAUUAACUUCUCGCCUGAUUCGAUAACGAUAACGCGUAUCCCCCCACUUCCCUCUGUAGCUGUUCGACUCCCGCUCCCUAUGUUCGUCCGUCGAGCGUGGGCAACAUCGAAAUGCUCUCCUUUCCGUUCAAGGCGUGGUCAAUUGUGGUAG
Messenger RNA from Laccaria bicolor S238N-H82, 969 nucleotides. RefSeq lists its product as uncharacterized. Lineage: Eukaryota; Fungi; Basidiomycota; Agaricomycetes; Agaricales; Hydnangiaceae. The coding region runs from base 1 to 969 and encodes 322 amino acids. The record is from RefSeq and is a predicted model, not a curated record. The transcript has 10 exons.